AUGUAAGAAGCUUAGAAAAAGUAUAAAGUCUUUGACUUAAGUGAAUAGCAUUUAGUAGAAAAUAGUCAAAACGAAUUAAGUAUUUUGCAGAUAGGGUUCUCUUCAAACAGAAUUAAGUUAUCAAUGCAGACUUCUGAUUGUCUUACUUAAAAUGAUGUUUUAAGAGAUGAUCUAUUCCAACUUUAUAUAGAAGACAAAUAGCUUAAAAAAGACUUUAGCCUUACAGAAAUCAAAAAGGAAAAAAAUGAACCAAAUAAAAAUUAGAUUAACACUUUCUACCAUUAUGAUAAUCUAAGAAUAUUUGAUAACAUUUACUUUAAAUACUCAAUUUAUAACAAACAGUCAAUCAAAUUAUUUACAGUAAAAGAUUAUCAUGAGAUAGGAAAUUUAUAGUCUAAAUUUAUUGGAAAGUUUAAGUUUUAAGAACUUUCACAUAACAUCUUAAACUUUAUUUGCUUUUUUCUUCUUCCACAUGAGUCAAUGAAUUUAUUUUUGACCUUCAAAUCGAAUAGCUUGAACAGAGUUAUGCAAGAAUCUACUAUUUGGAAGUAAUAUGCCAAAUAUUUAGAAUUGGAGCAUAAUGAUGAAGAAAUCAACAGAGAGACUUUCUUUCAAUUGUAUAGAAACAGGUAACUUGGAUUUUAGCUGGAAUAAUGCAAAAGCGUUUACAAUGAACAUUAUUAAUGCCAAAUUAAGAAGAUUGGCUUUAGAAAAACAAAUAUUUAGAUUGAUUUUAGGGUUGAAGGAAACUACUCUCUUGGUUAGUUAUAAAAUCCUUUGGGUUCUAAGUUAUCAGUGAAUAAUAGAAAUUUGAAUCUUUUAAUUGACUAAUGUAUUUUUAAAGAAGAAAAUAAUAAUUAAUCAAAGUAAAUUUAUGAUGGCUUUCUUACUUACUAAAAGCCUUCAAAUAUGAAAAUUAUUCCAAAUAUGGAAUUUUCUUUUGAAUUUGGGCAAGGUGGAUAUUCAGAAACAAAAAUCUUCUAAAUAACUAAUGACAAAUUGAGAAAAUUUGAAUUAUUUUAGCUUAUUGAAAAAAAAUAUUUAAAAUAGUUUAAAAUUUAAUAGCUCUCAAAAAAAAUUUUAUUCUAAAUCUUCUCAUUCUUAUACCCUCAUGAAUCUUUCAACCUCUUUUUAACAUUUAAAUCAGUAAAUUUAACUAGCCUUAUUGAAGAGUCCACUCUUUGGCAAUAAUAUUUCAAAUAUCUAAAUUUGUAGGUUAAAAAUCAAAUCUUCAGUAGAGAAUCAUUUAAUCAGUUUUAUAAAGACAGGAAACUAAGUAUAGAGUUAAAUGAAUGUAAAAGCGUUUAUAAUAAAAAUUAUUAAUGUGAAAUUCAAAAAAUUAAUUUCAGUAAAAAGCAUAUUGUGAUUGACUUUACAGUUUAAGGAAACAACUCGAAAGGUCCUUUACAAAAUCCUAGAUCUUCUAUGCUACUUCUUUUUGGCUAAAAUAUUUAUUAAUAUCUAUAAUAUAGUGAUUAUUGUCAAAUCAAAGAAGAAAAUCUGCCAAACAAAUAACUUUACUAAGGUUUCUUAACAUUUUAAAUUCCUGAAAAUAUGAUAUUAACCAAAAAUGUUUCAUUCAUUUUUGAAUAUGGAAGUAGUGGGUAUUCAUAGGUGAAAAUUCUAGAAUUAACAAAUGAAUUGCUAAAAAAAUUUGAAUUAUACAAUUUUACGUGA
Messenger RNA from Tetrahymena thermophila SB210, 1677 nucleotides. RefSeq lists its product as hypothetical. The transcript has a single exon. The record is from RefSeq and is a predicted model, not a curated record. NCBI's taxonomy places the organism in Eukaryota, Ciliophora, Oligohymenophorea, Hymenostomatida, Tetrahymenidae. Gene Ontology annotation, molecular function: protein binding.